Molecule: messenger RNA, 7431 nt
Organism: Oreochromis niloticus (Nile tilapia)
Lineage: Eukaryota; Metazoa; Chordata; Actinopteri; Cichliformes; Cichlidae
Gene: aff4
Product: AF4/FMR2 family, member 4
Exons: 21
Coding region: 356-3808 (1150 amino acids)
Biological process (GO): regulation of gene expression
Cellular component (GO): super elongation complex; nucleus
Source: RefSeq, a predicted model, not a curated record
UGACAGAUUUCCGAUAGCGCGAAUGCACCACCGCUUUGCUGCCAUCCAUGCAUUCAGUCCUGUCUGUGGUGGUACCUGCUGGCUGCUUAACUUAGCUAGCAGUCUUACCUAUCAGUUCAGGAGUAACAAAAAAUGAACGCGAGAGAAAAUGAUUUUUAUUUUGUUUCCCUCUCGAUGUAUCGUCGCGUUUUAAGGAAAAGAUGAAGACCAUCCACUUGGUUUUAGUGUUUUAGCCGUUAGAGCAUUUUUUUUUUCUGAAUCCGUUUUGCGUGUAACUGGAAGUGGAAAAGACAAAGAGAAAAAGAGCUUUCCAAUAGCUAGAAUGGUUUGGGCCUAAAAAGAAGACAAGAGCAACAUGAACCGUGAGGACCGGAAUGUGCUCCGAAUGAAAGAACGAGAAAGGCGAAAUCAAGAAAUCCAACAGGGAGGAGGAGAGGCCUUCCCAGCAAAUUCCCCUCUCUUCCCCGAACCCUACAAAGUGGUGAGCAAGGAAGAUAAACUGUCCAGCCGUAUUCAGAGCAUGCUGGGCAACUACGACGAAAUGAAAGAGCCAAUUGGUGACACCCUUCCGAAACUUAAUAGUAAACCAUCCAACAGCUCGUCUUCCUCUGAGGAGAAGUCGGGUCCACCUUUGUUUGGUGGGGACCAGCGGUGUGGCGGCAGCAGCCAGAGCAGUAAGUGGACCCCUGUUGGCCCCGCAGCGGGCGGAUCUUCAUCCCAGUCUCAGAAACGCUCAGGACUCCAGGGCGGGCACAGCACCCAGAGGAGCAACGGAGGCGGUAGCGGCAGCAGCAACAGUAGCCAGAGAGGAGAGGUGCGGGAAAAGAAGUCAAGUAAACACAGCGGAGGGUCCGAUCACUCGAAGUCACACACGUCAAGUCCGGCAAAGGGCUCUCUAAGUUCCUCCAGCAGUCACUCGCGGAGCUCUUUGUCUGCCGAGCAGCAUCACAACAAGGACCGCUACCGCUCAAAGUCACCGCGAGACAGAGAGGCCAACUGGGACUCACCUUCACGGGUUCACACGUCCUUCCCCAGUGGACAGCACUCAAGUCAGGCCUUUCCCCCAUCUCUCAUGUCCAAGCCCAGCACAAUGCUGCAAAAACCAACAGCCUACGUGCGGCCUAUGGAUGGCCAGGAAACAGCAGAACCUAAGAGUUCGCAAGCGGAAAGCUACACUGGACAGUCGCACAGCAGCACCGUGGGAGAGAUGAAGUCCAACGGCAAAGCCUCACUUACCAAACUUAAGAUCCCUUCCCAACCUGUAGAGGGAUCCGGUGAUGCCAACUGUGUCGACGAAAUUCUUAAGGAAAUGACUCAGUCGUGGCCCCCUCCUUUGACAGCCAUCCACACUCCCUGUAAAACAGAGCCCUCCAAGUUUCCAUUCCCCACCAAGGAUACUCACCCUUUUCCAAGUGGGCACAAGCGAGGCAGUUCAUCAAAGAGCUCCAGUAGCCACCAAGCCAAAGCUUGUGAUGACCAGCCCACUAGGUUGGAGGAAGACCUAAGGCUAAGCAGCAGUGAGGACAGUGAUGGAGAACAGGACUCUGCCAAGAAUGCCUCAAGGAACACAUCAGCAAGCAAUAACAGCGAAGCAGCUGACCAAUCAAGGGACGACUCCAGCAGCCACAGCGGCUCAGAGAGCAGCUCGGGCUCUGACAGCGAGAGCGAAAGCAGCACGACAGACAGCGAAGCCAACGAGCAACCACGGCCCGCCUCCCCUGAACCUGAAAAACCCAUGGCAAACAAGUGGCAGUUGGACAACUGGUUCAAGAAAGCCAAGCAGUUCUCACCCUCAUCUCCAGUGGACAACAAUAGCGUCCCACCCAAAUUCAAGAAAGAUGGCCGAGAUAACAGCUCAGGGCGCAGCUAUAGUAGCCAAGGAGGGGGGUCAAAAGAUUCAGCAGCACCCACCCCAAGCAGGGACCUGCGGGCAGCCCAGAAAGGUGCAGAAGGUGGUCGUGGCCGGCAAAAGUCACCCGCACAGAGCGAGGGUGGCACAAAUCCACGUAUUCGAGUGGGUAAAAAGCAGCCUAAAAAAUCAGAGAAGCCUCCUGUGGUAGAGGAACCGAAGGGAGGUCUGAGAGUGGAGAGUGAGCCGGCUCCAGAGAUACCUCCUCAUCAGCCCAAAGCUGCUACGAAGGGUUCACGCAAACCAAGCAUUAAAAAAGAACCCAAAUCCUCGCCGAGGCCCACUCUAACUACUCCCUCCAGCACUGCAGCCCAGCGCAAGCCCAAGGCAGCAACCAAGACUUCUCAGAAAUCUCGUGAAUUUGUUGACACAGACUUUUCAUCAUCAGACUCUGAAGGAAACGACAGCAUCCCGUCCUCAUCCCAGACACCCAAGUACACAGAGAGUAUCAGGACACCCGUGUGCGUUUUUUCGCCUGGGGAAGAGAGGGGGCUGUUGUCUCCUCUCAGUGACCCCGAGGACCGCUACCCUGCGAGACAGCCUCAGCAGCAAGUUUUAUUAGUCAAGAUAGAUCUCAGCUUGCUGUCCAGAAUCCCAGGGCGGCCCUACAAGGAACCUGCAGAGAUAAAAGUGGAGAGGGAAGACUCUCUCGACAGGGACAGCAAAGACUUCAGCAAACAGAGCUCUGAGAAAAGCUCGAGCAAGGCCAAGAGGAAACACAAGAAUGAUGAGGAAGGCACAAAGCCAGAGACCAAGCGGAUCAAGCUAGAGGAUAAAUCUACAUCCCAUCAUAAAAGCAGCAGUAAAGAUUCUAAAAGGUCUUCGGAAAAGAAAGAGGAGCCAGUCCCCUCUCCUUCCAUGUCCGGUCUUCAGCGGACAAUUAAGGCAGAGCAUCCCAGUCGAAAGAGGACGGUCAGCCAGUCCUCCACGUCAUUGUCCAGCGGGACAGGAAGUGGAAAAGAAGGGAGUCACAGCACCAAGGGCAGCUCCACCUCCAAACAUAGAAAAGGAGAGGAAAAAGGGCGCAGCACACGUGACGGCAAGGAGAAAUCCUCAAAGGGUUGCGAUAACCAGCUGGCUGUGCCCCCGCUCUCCACAGACGGCUCCAAGUCUCAGAGAUCCAAGCUGGUGUUUGAGGACAGGGUCCAUUCAGCAGAUCACUACUUACAGGAGGCCAAGAAACUUAAACACAAUGCAGAUGCCCUGUUUGACCGUUUUGACAAGGCGGUUUUCUAUCUGGAUGCCGUGGUGUCUUUCAUUGAAUGUGGUAACGCGCUGGAGAAGAGCGCUCAAGAGGCCAAGUCUCCUUUCCCCAUGUAUGCUGAAACGGUGGAGCUUAUCAAAUACACUAUGAAGUUAAAAAGCUACAUGGCCCCAGAUGCUACUCCAGCAGAUAAGAGGCUAGCCGUGCUGUGCCUGCGAUGCCAGUCUCUUCUCUACCUGCGGUUGUUCAAGUUGAGGAAAGACAGCGCUCUAAAAUACUCUAAAACACUCACCGAACACCUAAAGAACUCUUUGAGCAACACCCAAGCUCCCUCUCCUGGAAUGGGAAAUAAGACGGCAGGUAUGCCCUCUCCAGUAUCUCCCAAACUUUCACCGGGCACAGCGGGUGGCUACUCAGCAGUCAGCAGUGCCAGCAGCACUAGCUCGUCUGUGACCAUACCUCAGCGGAUCCACCAGAUGGCUGCCAGUUAUGUCCAGGUCACCUCCAACUUCCUGUACGCCACCGAGGUCUGGGACCAGGCUGAGCAACUAUCUAAAGAGCAAAAAGACUUCUUCACAGAGUUGGACAAAGUUAUGGGACCUCUGAUUUUCAACACCAGCAGCAUGACAGAACUGGUGCGUUACACUCGGCAGGGCCUCCACUGGCUGCGCUUGGACGCAAAAGUUAGUCCCUAGCGAGGACUCACUCCCUGCAAGCUGCUUUUCCACACACCCACACCUCAGCCUUUUUGUGUUCAGUAACAUCUGCUCAGAGACAGACACACACACACACACACAAACGCAGGCACGCAUGCCCUCAAAGAAGACAGACACACAAACACAACCCUCCUCUGGUCCUCCAUUUACACACGUGUGAUGAACUUCUCAGACAUAUCUCCAACACUGUGUCCAUUUCCUACACCAGCUUGCCAAAAAAAAAAGACAAAAAAAAAAAAGACAAAAAACCAACACUGAGCAAUUUAGAGCAUCUCUCACCUUCGACGGCACCACACAGGGAGAAGCAUCCAAACUGCAGCAGGAGUCAGAAGAGCUUAUCGCCUGGCUUCACACAUAUAUCGGCAUUCUUAGGAAAUCUUCGAAGGCCAUGUUUUUAAUCUCUCCAGCAUGGAAGCACUGGGUGAAUUAUUUAUUAUGAAUACACUAAAACUCUGCUUUGGUUUUUAGGCUACUUUGGCUUUGAACUUUUUAUUUGUCUUUGUUUCACCAAAGUACCUCCCAUGAACACCAAAGGUGCUUUAAAAAUGAAGGUUUCUCUUUAUCAUUUCUGUGCCUUGUAUGUCAGCUACAGGAAAAUAGUCACCGGUCAUAUCUGAUUCAAUUAUUUUUCUUUUCUUUUCACAGUUUUUACUUCUUUUUUUUUUUUUAACACUUAACAGUUGUUUCAGCAGUUAUUCUUGCAGCAUUUACUGUUUUUGCUUUUGGGUUUGUUUGUUUUUAUAUUUGCAAAGAUGGUGUUGGCCACCACAAAUUAAACCUUGAAGAAUCCCACUGAAGAUUUAAGGACUGAAGGAAGGGCUACUGUGCACAGCAGAUUUCAUGGGGCACACACAUAUUUAUUAAUGAUCCCUUAGGACAUCUGUUGAUCGGUGUACUUGGCUCAAAAAAGUGCCAUUUCAUUUUUCAGAAUCAUGAAAUGUGAUUGCCCUUUCUAACAAAUUAAAUGCUUCACAUGGCCUCCAGGGGUCGCUAGCGGGAGACCUCAACAAGAUUGAUGAUGGCAAACGUUAAGAUUUUCCGCCUCUUUGAAGCUUCACAAUUUCCCACUCGUAGCAGCAUUGUUCAUUCAAAAAUUUCCUAGAGGAAGAGCCGUUUCCAAUCAGUGUUAUUCUUUUUUUCUUCCCCGUGUUUGAGUGUAUUUUUCUAGGGAACAGCAGGGAGUGUUUAGAGUAUUGAAGAUCAUGUCCACAUCCAAUGCAGUCACAGUACAUUUUAUAAAAACUGGGCCUGAGUUGCCGCUAAUUUGGCUGAACAGAAGCUAAUUUAUUUGAAGGGAAAUAUGUCGUCUGGGGAAUGGAACUCAUUAGCGAUGCAGAUGAUCAGUGUUGUAUUUAUACAGCAGAGUUUUAAAUCUAUGAUUAUAUAUUUCAAGAAAAAGUAUAACAACCAAUAUAGAUUUUAUUUAUAUACCAACCAGUUUCUUUUACUUCCUUCUAGCCAAGCAAAAGUAUAACAUGUCAGACGCAUAAAGCAGGGUUACAACAGAGGUUAUAAGAACAAGUAUUUGUAUAUGUUCCUAUUUAAAGUUGUCAAACUGUAAUCGCACUUGUAUUACAAGAUAGUAGCUGGCUCAGUAUGUUAACAUUGCGUUGAUUUUUAAGUUGGCAUUUGGAUUUUACAGUAAUUCACUUACAUGAACUGUCCAUUUUGGUUGUUUCAAGCUCACCUUCUACCAAAAUAUGCUGGAAAUACUAAAGCCUGGACCAGAUGGCAUUCGUUUUGUUUUGGCUGGACAAGAAUGUGCCAGAAAGAUCUAUAAUGCCUUGUUUAAUUUAUUUUUCCCCCUGCAUGUCAAGACUAAACAAAAUGCUGUUUGGCCCAGGUUUGACCCUUUCUUUUUUUUCUUGUCAUUUUCUUUCUUUUACUGGCUCCCUGGCCUUUAUUGUAGGAAGGGAUACUGUUAUUUUCUCUUACACUUGAAAAAAAAAAAAAAAGCAAGUCAUAGGAGGUAUUAUUUUAAUCUAUGCAGGAUUUUUACAAAAAAAGAAAAAACUGUUUCUGUGGAAAAAAAUAAUUAUAUUUUUAGGUUUGGGAUUCCUCUGUCCCCCACUUUCUUUUUCCCACCUCAGUGAGAAACCUGUUGAACUCAAAUCCAAUGCCUUUAGCUAUUGCAAUUUUGUGUACUGGUUUAGUAUGCGAGCUUGGCUGUGUGCGUGUGUGUGUGUGUGUGUGUGUGCGCGCGUGUGCGUGCGGAUGUGUGUAUGGAUGUGUGUAUAGAUCUGAUUUUAUAACCAAACACAGAUGGCUUUAGCCAUUUUCUACUUAAAGCUGGAGGCCACUUUUCUCAUAGGAAUUCCUCUGUGGGUUUUGCCAGCCCAGUCAAUGUCUUCAUACACUGGUACACUUUGUAAGUAGAGGUCAGCGCCUUGUGUUCCCUACACUAUCUUGUAGUCAAAUGUAAAAAAGAAAUGAAUUAAAAAAUAAAUAAAUCCUAAAAUGAAAAAAAAAUAAAAAAUUUAGCAUUAGAGAAAAUUUUUAACGAUUUGCUACUCAUACUUAUUUAUUUUUCUGCCCCUUUUGCUUAAUGUUUCUUUCCUAUUUUGCCUUUUUAAUGAGCACCGUUUUAUGAAAUAGGAAGGUGUAAAUGUAACGGGGUUGUUCAUGAUGAGAUUUCAUUGUAAUUAGUAAUUAAUAUUAAUUCUAACUUGAAAGAAUCCAGGGUAAGAUGAGGUUUUUUUUGGUUUUUUGCAUUCAGUAGGAAAAUGUUAACACUUGCAUGUUUCUAUUUAAAUACAAAUGUAUAAAUUGUAAAUAUAACAUUUCUUUAAGGGUGAAUUUCUACUACAGGUUGACAUUUUUAUUAAAUUUAAAAAUGCUGUAAAUAUACUUGUGAGAUACUUUAUGCACAUUUUUUUUUCCCUUUUGGGAUUUUUUUUUUUUUUUUCCUUCUUCCAAGUGGUUACAGAUUACAACCCUAGUCUGAUAACUCUGUAUAUCAAAUGCUUUCUCAGUCCUUUUUCUAACUGUGCUGGUAUUCUUUGUCUUCUGCUUCACUGUCUCAGUAUCACGGUCGCCACAUAAUCAUUAACGUCUCUAGAUCCAAGUGCGAAUAUUUUGUCUUCUCUGUAUUUGAUAUGGAGCUGUGUACUUUUUCAUGAAGUGUAUAUUGUUGAUCUCAUGGGAUGGAUGAAUGGCAUGUACAGUCUGUUCUGUAAAACCAUGUCUGUUUCUUCCUCAGAGAGAGGUAUAUUUACUAUGUGUCCCUUUUGAACAAUUGGUCCAACAUGUCUUUUGAAACAGAGGUAUUUCUCUACACAUCAAAACCAGUUGUAGCAGUUUAUACAGUAAGUUGUAUAACACCUUUUUUUUUCUAGAAGUUGUCUCAGAGCCGAGACCAGCAGCAUACACUAUGUACAAUAAUCUAAAUUGGAUUAGUUUUAAGAGAACUGAUGAUAGAGAUACUAUAUAUGAUGGAUGCAAUAUGAUUAAAGGUACUCAUUGAAGUUUGAUCUUCAAACUUAGGUAAUGUAAUUUAAAAGCAUUCUUGUGAAGUGAGUAUUAAUUGUGACUAAUAAAAGUCUGUCCUGAAUAUUCUUUGUAUUUUGCCGUAUUGAGAAUAAAAUAUAUAUGGAUAUGUUUAA